CCUGCGAAGAGUUCGGAGUUUUGGCUGCGCGCAAUUAAGGGCUGCCCCACGGCACCCAUCAGCACACCAACACCGUCGGCAGCCCCGCCACCCGGCGCUACCUCCCACCAAAGCCACCGCUCCACGCCGCCGACGCGCCAGGUGCACCACCCAAGCGGACCAGUGCCACAGAGAGAGACACCAGCAUGUGGAAGCUCCUCCUCCUCACCGCCGCCGCGACGGCGGUCGAACUCAAGCAAAAAAUGAUCAUCCGCAACACGGGGAGCGAAGAUCUGGCGGUCUACUUCAUGGGCGCCCUGCACGAAGGCGACCUCAGCCUCUGGGACGGCUCCGAGACCUUAAAUGAUAUUGUGAGCCCGGGCCAGGUCACGGCGAGGUAUGUCAGAUACAACGACUCCUUCGCCGUGCGGUCCGGCGACCUGAAGUGGCGCGUCCGGCUCUCGCUCUACAAGAACGACGACGCCGAGCAGCCCUACAAGAUGACGUUCCACAACGUUAUGACGGACGAGAAAGAUCAACCAGUAGAACUCAAGCACCACGCGGCGGGCUACCUCUGGAUCGAGCCGAACCACCACGUCACGCACAGCGCGGCGCAGGGCCACGAGUUCGCCCUGCGCGAUAGGGAGUCGAAAGAAAGAUUGGCCGUGUCGGUGCACGCGCUCGGUAGGGAUGAGUUGUAA
Pelagomonas calceolata is the source of this 680-nucleotide messenger RNA. Lineage: Eukaryota; Pelagophyceae; Pelagomonadales; Pelagomonadaceae. The record is from the annotation of a GenBank genome assembly.